Vavraia culicis subsp. floridensis is the source of this 3411-nucleotide messenger RNA. RefSeq lists its product as uncharacterized. Lineage: Eukaryota; Fungi; Microsporidia; Pleistophoridae. Gene Ontology annotation, cellular component: endoplasmic reticulum. Bases 6 to 2993 code for a protein of 995 amino acids. Gene Ontology annotation, molecular function: lipid binding. The record is from RefSeq and is a predicted model, not a curated record. The transcript has a single exon.
CUUUAAUGUUCCUGCUGCUCCUUCUGUCUUACAUUUUGGGCCUGACUGCCUCUCCAUUCAUAAUCGAGCGCAUACUCAGAACUUUCUCAAAAAAUAGAAAACGAAUAACAAUAAACAGGCCAAUUGGUAAGAGGAGCAUCUCCUCAAACCAAUCAAGUAUAAUUGAGGCUUCUCAACAUGUGUGCACAGAUGUGGCAUGGUUCAACCUGCUCAUGCAACGGCUGUGGGUUGAGCUGAGCGUGUCAUACGCUCACAAAGACCGGAUGUGCAGGGGUCUCAUGAGAAGAAUGGCAUCCAUGCGCACUAAGCGGAUACUUAGCGAUUUGGUGAUCGAGGACAUCAAAAUAUCACCUGAAGCACCAGUGAUUGGCAACGUGCGUGUUAUCGAUGAUGAGCAGUGUGCACUGCUCAUGAAAAAGAUGAAAAAGGGAAGAAAUGCGCGGAGAAAGAUUGAUGAACUGAUAGAGAGCAACCUUACGGUCUUAAAGAACGAGUUGAACAGGUAUUUUGAUGAGCGGAGUGCGCGUGUAGAUCAUGCGAGCAUACAGGGCACAGUGCGUGAGGAUGCGGACACACUGAGUGACUCAUUUCUUGAACUGGAUGGCACCAAGGAUGAGACAUUCGUGUUUGACCGUGUGCACACGAUUCUUGAUGUAGAGUACAACGGCGAAACAAAAUUCUUUCUAACAGUGAAUCUGCUAAAAAAACUGAAGGUGAACGCAGUGUGCACACUCGGCAGGUUCAGUGGGAAGGUGCUGUGCAAUAUUCCGUCCAUCUCGUCCAACACUCGCUGGGAGCUUUCAUUUCUUUCUGAUCCUCAAUUUACGGUCACGGUCAAAGCGUUUUUAAGCACCACGACAGGCGAAAACAUUUACUUCGAGGGCGUGGUGAGCUCCAUCCUCAAGAAAGUUCUUAAAUACGGUUUGAUGACCAAAAUGCUGUUCCCCAAUUUUUACCAGUUCCCGCUGCCCAUGGUCAGCCCCAGCCUCAAGUUUGUUAAUCACAGCGUGCCGAUCUUCAGCAACGCAGAUUACCAAUCGUGGUGCAAGGACGUGGCGAACAAGAUAAGGCUGUACAUGACGAUGAACUACAAGGCCAUCAAAAGAAGAGCACAUUACGUUUUGCUAAGGAACUCAUCGUAUAUAAACAACAGCACAGACCGGAUUUAUCUGGCAGAGCUCAUUUUUGACAAAGAUGCGGUUAGGAGCAUUUUGAGCGAUAGGUACGGAAAUGGCAGCGAAACGGGUAACGCGAUAGUAUGUGAUGGUAAGAAUGAUGGGAAGAGGGUGGUACAAUCCGGUGUUGCGAACAGAAUGAGAUUGGAUGAGUUUACCGAACCUGAUGGUGGCAGAUCAAACAGUGUCAGGUCAAGAACAUCAGGAGAAGACAAAGAAGAGGACGAUUUGGAGAAAGGUUCAACACAAAAUGGUGCAAAAACGGACGAUGAAUCGUGCUAUAGCACAACAAGCACGUUUAAAGCAGAAUGCAGGACUCGUGGAUGUGAACGGCUUGGUAAGCAGACUGGGGUAGGAAAAUCGAGUCAAACGGGGGAAAUGGCCGUAAGCGAACACAUGUCCGAAAAUAAGAAGUACAAAAUGCUCCGUGAGAAGAUGAGAAUUGGCGAUGAGGACAUUCUUUUACUGAUGGAUUUUUAUGAGCUGGACGUAUUCGGUGCGAUGUAUAAGAAUUUUCUGUACUUCAAAGAGAUAGAGGAGAUCAGCGGAAGAGUGUCAAGAGUUCGGUUGUACUUCCAAAACGAGUGCUACGAUUACAUACGUAUCGUGGAGGAGGAUACCAUGUUCUUCCAGCGGAGCGAUCAGAGGGAGCCCGAGUUUAUGGCAGUUCAUGUGUACAAUGGGAAAGUGCAAUUGUACUAUUAUCUGACGAACCGCUCGUUUUUUAUUAGCCAGGAGGAUGUAUCGAAGAUGCACGCGUGCUUCUUCGAGAAGAGAGAGCACGAGGUGCGCAACACGAACAAUGACAAGAUCGAUCGGUUAAAUGUGGAUGAUUUGGUGCAGCGAAUAGAGGGGAUACGGGAGACCAACACGAACUACGUUGAGAAGAGCAUUUUGCUGGAGUUGGAGAAAAAUGAGUUGGUCGAUGUGCUUGGGAACACGAGCCUGCGCCUAAAGCUGUUCGGGAUGUGCGCAUCAGUCGUUACUUCCAAGCAAAUUAGCACGAACCUGAAGGUGUACCUGGUCAGGUACAAGGAUGUUGAAUGCAUGGUGCUCAACUACACAGAUCCAGAGGUGCUGGUGGACACAAUACUAACCAAUGAGAAUAGCACCGUGGUGUACAACAUAAAAGACUUUGAGACGACACGAUGCAUGUACAUAAGUUACACGGAAGACCUGGAGGCACAUCUCCACGAUUAUUUCCUUCCUUCGCUGAUGUUCCGCAUGCGUAUGCUUAGCUACAGCAAGAACAAGAGUUUGUUCGAGUCCGUAUACAACAAAAGCCUGGAGUACCGUUUUCCGGUCGAAACAGGCAGCAUAAUUUUUCUUGAGGUGCACAGCGAAAUUACUGACGAGUUUUACGUGACCAUAACGGCUGACAGGCGAAAAAUAGUCAACAACCUCAAAAUAGUCACAGCAAGCAAUGCGCAGUUUCUUUUCUCGCUGAAGGGACGCAACAAAAUCAAAAUCGGCAUCAGGCCGAAGACACCACGCAACAGGAAAUUGUACGUUAAUCUAGCACAGCAUCCCGUGCACAUGGUAAAGAACGAACUGGUGAUCGAAUGUGUCACGUCUUUAGCGGGCAACAGCUCAAAAUAUGUUAAAUUUGAUGCUGACUGCGAUAACAGAAUGAUUUGGGACCUGGAGGGAGGAAAGGAUGUGAAGUAUCUUCUGAGCAACGACAGGCACAGCUCGGUUAUAAAGGGAUUCGGAGUGCUGUACUGCCAAAACCAGUGCUACAGGCUGGAAAUUACCAAUGAAGGAAUUAAAGAGCGUAAUGUCAAGCUGUUAAUCGGGGUGACGCCCUCUAAGCUAUAGUGGUUAAUGUGAAGUUCAAAACUGUACAAGUGCCGGUUUAUUACCAGAAUACGGCGCCAUGAGCGGUGUGUAACAAUGGAGAUGCCAAGAUGCGGGAUGGGUAUAUGGCAGCUGCACAAGUAAAGGUUCCUUGAUGAUCGCAAAUGUCAAAAUUAUUAUUCUUCAUGUCAACACCAAGCAAAGUAUCCUCUUUAAGCAACAAUCGUUGAAAACGAUCCCUCUCCGUCAACAUUGAGCAAGGCAUCCCAUUUAGAAAGCAAUACGGAACAAUCAAGAGCACUUGAUCCAAACGAUCAUCAGGCACGUAUUGAUAGCUAUAACUUGCUUGUUGGCACGGUUGUGAGAUGAAAAACCAAAUUUACUGAGAAAUACGCACAGAAGCACGCAUCAUUCAUUAAACAACAUAAUUUUUGACAGA